Molecule: messenger RNA, 1536 nt
Organism: Ramularia collo-cygni
Lineage: Eukaryota; Fungi; Ascomycota; Dothideomycetes; Mycosphaerellales; Mycosphaerellaceae
Product: related to transcription factor atf1+
Exons: 4
Coding region: 1-1536 (511 amino acids)
Biological process (GO): regulation of transcription by RNA polymerase II
Molecular function (GO): DNA-binding transcription factor activity, RNA polymerase II-specific; RNA polymerase II cis-regulatory region sequence-specific DNA binding
Source: RefSeq, a predicted model, not a curated record
AUGUCCGGAUCAACAUCGCCGACACGGACAACUGCGUCGGACAAAGACAAGAAGGACUCCGCUGUUGGAGAAAUCAAGACCGAAGUACCUAUCAUCAACCAACCGGAAGACUCAAACUUGGAAAAAGCGACGCUACCACCCAAUGCGCCGCUCGCUCCGCCGCCCAAACCCAACCAGAACGGCKACAGCUAUUUCGGCGAGGCCAACGGUAGUCACCUUGCAAAGGAGCCCAAUCCCUUCGAAAACGCAUUUGGAAACCCUGCCGAGACUCCCGGAAAGCCGCAGCUGCCCGGUGUAACGAGCCUGACGUCUCCAGCGUCGCUCCUUCCAGGCAAUACGCCAGGCUGGCCGGGCUCUCUCCGCUCAGGGCCACUCAGUCCUGCUAUGCUUACCGGCCCGACUGGCUCCAACGACUACUUCAACAGUGACCACCACUUUGCAGGAAGCUUUCCGACACCGAACGAGUCGUCACUUCGUACUGGCCUGACUCCUGGCGGCGGCGGGUCCAUGUUCCCGCAACCGUCGCCGAACUCACAGGCUGUUUAUAACCAGCUACAGAACGGCGGUGCCACCCCAAAUACACUCGACUUCCACCGCACUGCCAUGACCGCUCGCGCACAAUCCCAGAUCAACAAUUAUAACAACAGCGUUGGCCAGGGCAACGCGACCAGCCAGCCUCCGCAGAACCCCAACAUCCAGCCGGACCUCGAUAGCAAGCCCUACAACCCGAACGGGUCCAACCCACAACAGGACAACCACGAUCCUUUCGGGUCCCACCAGACAAACGACGCUGCGAAUGGGUUGUUCAUGCUCGCUCAAGCCGGAGGUCAGCAGCGAGGUCACUCGUACCCAAUGCCUCAACAAUCCCAACAACAGCAGAGCUACCAGCAACAAGGGGCUCCGGAACACCGCGGCAAGGGUAGCAUCGGGAGCAUAUCUGGUAGCACGGAGAAUGGCGAGCAGUACUCGGACGAUGGCGAGACGAAGCCGCAGACGAGAAAUGGCCGCGGAAAGAAAGGAGCGGCUGGCAAAGCGGCCAACGGCAAGAGGAAGACCGAGGAUGCAUCUUCCAAGGGCCCAGCAAACAAAAAGCAAAGGGCAAGCAUGGGACCAUCCAUGUCCGAGGAGCCCGAAGACGACGAUGAUGGCAUGGAAGGCAUGGAUGACAGAAAGAUGACCGACGAGGAGAAGCGCAAAAACUUCCUCGAGCGGAAUCGAGUCGCGGCGUUGAAGUGCAGGCAGAGGAAAAAGCAAUGGCUGGCCAAUCUCCAGCAAAAAGUCGAGAUCUUCAGCACGGAGAACGAUGCGUUGGCCGCAACGGUAACUCAACUCCGCGAAGAGAUCGUGGGGCUCAAGACGUUACUCCUUGCACACAAGGAUUGUCCGGUAUCGCAAGCGCAGGGUAUUUCCGGAUUGGCAAUGCAACAAAUUGCCGGUGAAACCCAGUUCGCGAAUCCGUAUGGCAUGAUGGGUCAGGGUGGCGCAGGCAUGGGACAGCAGGGACAAAUGCCCCAGGGUCAUAUGCAGAGGAGCUAG